Messenger RNA from Chaetomium fimeti, 1249 nucleotides. RefSeq lists its product as uncharacterized. NCBI's taxonomy places the organism in Eukaryota, Fungi, Ascomycota, Sordariomycetes, Sordariales, Chaetomiaceae. The coding region runs from base 248 to 892 and encodes 214 amino acids. The transcript has a single exon. The record is from RefSeq and is a predicted model, not a curated record.
CAUACCUUCGUGAUAUGGCAGUCGGUGGGAGAAAGAGGAGAAAGACUUGACAUCUACACAUUCUCUAAUGACGAGUAAUAUGCUCACUCUUAUGGGCGUGGAAAAUGGUGAUGAUGCCGGCACGACAUCAACAUCGACAGCUUCCUGAUCGCGAGGGUGAUCCAAAAGUCUGGACUCUCCCUCAUCUUGGGAUGAAAUCCCAGACAACCCCGCAUUGUGCCGGGCGUCAUGGCAUUUCGAGAAUACCAUGUUCCUCGUCUGGAAUGCCAUGGGUAUGCCGACGCCCUUCGGCACGCGACACAACUCGGAUGUACCGCACAAGUACUCGCCGCGUCUUCCGCUAGGAGCAGCGUUUGUCGCCGGCCGAGACCGUUCGAGAAACGCCGUGUGGGCGGGUGGAGGGAGGUUUCCCCAAUUUGCAAGCGUCACCAUUGCUGUCUUGUCGUCCUGCUCAUCCAGUCGCACACUUCGGGACACCAUUAGCUGGGCACUUUUCGGUCCCUCGCCGCCCAUCAUUACCGCCCCAGGCAUGUGGCAGCGUUUCGGGAGGUCCUGGCGAAGGAUUGUGUCACCAACCCGGCCCGGCCAGGGAGGGGGUUGUUCCUGCUGUGCUUGUUGUUUCUGUUUGUCUUUUUCUCAGGACGGCAAUCAGAGGAGGGGAAACGGGUGUGGGUUGGGUUGUUCGUGCAUCGGGGCUGUGAGCUGGUGGCCGCGAUUGGAUCAACGCUCGGCUUGGUUCCCGUCUCACUUUUCGGGGUCUGCAGGCCGCGAGCUGCAGAUGGGCAAGUGGGGAAUUCGACCCUCGGCAAAGAUGGUAUUUUGUUUCGUCGUCCCGGUUCGAUCUCGACACGGGCAGAGAGAAUUGAGUAUCGGCGUCCCGUUGUGGUUUUGAUUAAAUGCCCUCCUUCACAUCACGCUCGCUCUGGUACGGUACCACUCGAGCGAGUAGGAACACUCGCAUGGACUAACUCCAUUAUGUACCUAAAUGUUUCGGGGCUGAGCAGAGAGAUGGGGUGAAACUUUUUUUUUGCUUGUUCCCAUUCCACUACACAGUACUGGUGCGUUCGUGUUGUUGGUGCAUGCGAUCGAUCGAUGUCGGUUUCAUUUUGCUCAGCUGUGCAGAAAAAGAGAUGGCACGGAUGGGUAAGAAGCUCCGGGUGCGAAGAGGGGCCGUGUUCCUCACAUAACGGUAGCGACUCCACCGAGCCUACCGAUCGAUCGAUCGAAAUGGCCGGGAAGGGGAAGUCUU